GUGACAUUGCCGCAGUCGUGUUCUCAUGCUGACGUAUUGCAUCCUUACCAGGGGAUCCUCGACCUACAUCUUCCUGAGCAGCGAAUAUUCUCCUGCGUUGAUUCCUAUGAGCACUUACCGCGAUAAUUCAGGAUGGCAUCCGACACAAAGCGCAACCUCAUCGUUGUAUCGAACCGUCUUCCGCUGUCGGUGAAGAAAGUCGAUGGAGGAUACGAAUCCUCUCUUUCCAGUGGGGGGCUGGUGACCUCGUUAUCCGGGCUGACCAAGACCACCACGUUCAGCUGGUUCGGAUGGCCAGGCAUUGAGGUCGAUGAAACUGAGCAGGACGAGGUGCGCAAGAGUUUGGAUGAGCAUAAUGCAGUGCCGAUUUUCCUGGACAGUGAAUUGGCAAACAAUCACUACAACAACUUCUCCAACUCCAUCCUCUGGCCGGUUCUCCACUACCAAUCCGGCAUCUCCUUCGAAGACGAUCCGUGGGAAGCGUACCAGCGGGUGAAUGAGAUCUUUGCCGACACGAUUGCCGAGGCAGCGACACCGGGGACGCUGAUCUGGGUGCAUGAUUACCAUCUUAUGCUCUUGCCGGGGCUAUUGAGGAAACGCCUGGCGGGAAAGAACUGUGCCAUUGGGUUUUCGCUGCACACGCCGUUCCCGGCUGGAGACUUUUGGAGAAAUUUGCCGGUGCAGACGGAUUUGCUGCGGGGCAUUCUCAAUAGUGAUGUCAUUGGGUUUCAUACGGAUGAGUACAAGCGGAACUUUGUACUGUGUGCGGAGGAGCUGGGAGUGAAAGUGGAAGAAGGGAGGAUGGAAUACGAGGGGCGAGAGGUGAUUGCGGAAAAAUUCAUCGUUGGGAUCGACCCGCAAAAGUUUACAGAUACGCUGCAGAAUGAGGAGGUGCAGAACCGCAUUCGCGAGUUGCAGCGGCGGUACCUGGGGAUGAAGAUUAUUAUCGGGGUCGACCGGCUGGAUCAUAUCAAAGGGCUGUCGCAGAAACUGAAGGGAUAUGAUGCUUUCUUGGACCAGCAUCCUGAGUUGAGCAACAAGGUGGUGUUGAUCCAGGUGGCGGUGCCGAGUCGAGAAGAUGUCAAGGAGUAUCAGGAUUUGGAGACGGAGCUGAGCACCAUAGCAGGGAGGAUCAAUGGCAAGCACUCUACUGCCGAUGGCUGUCCGCUGAUCUACAUGCACCGAUCCGUCAACUUUAGCGAGCUGACGGCACUGUACUCGAUUGCGGAUGCGUGCCUGUUGACCUCGACACGGGAUGGCAUGAACCUUGUUUCGUUUGAGUAUGUGGCGUGCCAGGCGCAGCGGCAUGGAGUGCUGGUGCUGUCCGAGUUUGCGGGAGCCGCGUCUUUUAUGAAGGAGGGAUGUCUCACAUUCCACCCAGCGCAUCUGUCGGAGAUGGUGGAUGCACUGUAUGAAGCGGUGUCGAUGAGUGAGGAGGAUCGGGCGAAGCGGUAUCAAACACUGCGACAGUUUAUCGAAACGAAUACGAGUGCCAAAUGGGGCGAGGCCUUUAUCGAAGCGCUGACCAAGCAUUUGGAUGGUUGACAGGGCUGAUAACAGGCAGCCAACUGUAGCAAUGAACGGAUCCGAUUAUCGGGUGAUUCAUAGACAGGGAAAAUGACACGGGAUGUGUUUCAUGAUGGAUGCAAUGACUUAGUCCUGUAAACGAGGCGUGAUACGGCUUUCGUCUGUGAUUGAUUAUUCGAUCAGAACCAGAACCAGAACCAGAACCAUGCUCGUAUUCGGGCUUCCAGAAGAACUUUGCGCGUGAUGUACCUGAAAAUGAACCUCGGCAGCUGAGCCCUGACCCAAAAAUCAGCCCGACAAGCUUUGAUCGUCUGACCCUUAAUACUGUUGCCUACCCUACCU
This is a messenger RNA of Aspergillus sclerotioniger CBS 115572, 1869 nucleotides long. RefSeq names its product trehalose-6-phosphate synthase. The transcript is spliced from 5 exons. The record is from RefSeq and is a predicted model, not a curated record. Bases 133 to 1545 code for a protein of 470 amino acids. Gene Ontology annotation, cellular component: cytosol; alpha,alpha-trehalose-phosphate synthase complex (UDP-forming). Gene Ontology annotation, molecular function: catalytic activity. Gene Ontology annotation, biological process: trehalose biosynthetic process; cellular response to heat. NCBI's taxonomy places the organism in Eukaryota, Fungi, Ascomycota, Eurotiomycetes, Eurotiales, Aspergillaceae.